Messenger RNA from Linum tenue, 1521 nucleotides. The record is from the annotation of a GenBank genome assembly. Lineage: Eukaryota; Viridiplantae; Streptophyta; Magnoliopsida; Malpighiales; Linaceae.
AUGGUACUCUCACUUCUUCUUCUCCUCCCAGUCUCCGUCAUCACCAUUCUCGUCAUCAUAACCCUUCCCCGACUUCUAGCCAACCCUGCAUUAUCUCCCAAGAAGCCGCUCCCGCCGGGACCAAAACCAUGGCCGAUAGUAGGAAACCUCCCUCACCUAGGCAAAAUGCCUCACCUCUCCUUCCAACACUUCUCCAACUUGUACGGCCCUCUCAUCUCCUUCCGCCUGGGCUCACAACACCUCGUCGUGGCCGAUUCUCCGGCAGCCGCCGCCGAAAUCUUGAGAAUCCACGACCGCAUCCUCUCCGCUAGAUUCAUCUCCAGAGUCUUCCCUUACACCGCGACGGAGCUUGACCGCAAGGCAGUCAUUUGGGCCUCCAGCUGCAACAGCCAGUGGAAGGAUUUCCGUGCCAUGUUCAGGAACCAGAUCUUCUCGAACAAGGCAAUUGAAUCUCAAUCCGCCCUCAGGGAGAAGAAGGUGGCCGAGAUGGUCGAAUUUCUCGGCGGGAAAUUAGGGGAAUCGGUUAGCAUCGAGGAAGUCGCUUUCAGUAGCAUUUUCGACUCGCUGUCGAAUCUCAUCUUCUCUCGCGAUUGCAUCGGGUUCGAACGAAACGAGACCAAGAAUCGAUUGAGAUCCCUGAUCCAGAGGCUGAUAGAAUUGGGAGUUGCUCCUAAUCUCGCCGAUUUUUUCCCGAUUCUGAAGAAUUUGGAUCUACAGGGCCUGACUCGCGAGGCAUCUCGCACUCUCAACCAGAUCUACUCCAUUUUCGCGCCUUACGUCAAGGAGAGGAGAGAAAAGAGGCGGAAUCGAGAUGGAGCUGAAGCUGGAGAUUUCUUGGACAUCUUCCUCGAAAAUGGAAUUGACGACGACCAAAUCAACUGGUUGACUCUGGAAUUGUACGUGGCCGGAACCGACACUACGGCUAUGACGAUAGAAUGGGCGAUGACAGAGCUAGUUCGGAACAGGGGAGCCAUGAACAAACUGCGGGAGGAGCUGAAGAGAGAAGUAUUGUUCCCGCCGCUCCCAGGGGAGCCGCUGAUCAACGAAUCCGUGGCGGCUCAGCUGCCGUACUUGAAUGCGGUCGUGAAGGAGACGAUGAGGCUACAUCCCGUGGGGGCGCUGCUGCUGCCGCAUCGAGCGGCGGAGAGUUGUGAGGUGAUGAAUUACAUGAUCCCGGCGGGGGCUCAGGUCUUGGUCAACGUGUGGGCGAUUGGGAGGGAUCCGACAAUUUGGGGCGAUGAUUCGGCGUCGUUCAGACCGGAGAGAUUUAUUGGGUCGAAGGUGGAUUUCAGAGGUCAGGAUUUCGAGCUGCUCCCGUUCGGCUCUGGGAGGAGGAUGUGCCCGGGAGUGUCGUUGGCCGCCAGACAGGUUCCGUUGGUUUUGGCUGCCUUGGUUCGGAGAUUCGACUGGUGUCUUCCCAGCGGGGAAGAUCCAAUAGAGAUGAAUAUGAGGGAGAAGUUUGGGUUGUUGCUGCAAAAGGAACAACCCCUGCUUCUUGUGCCGAGCCAGAGUUCAUUAUGA